CAUUCAUUUACGGGUGUGUCUAUUGUGAAAUUUCUAAAGAUCUUGCCUAAUCCUUUAUGCAAUAAAAUAUAUAGCUACUUAAUAUGAAACUAUGCCAACGAAAUCUCAUUCGAAGACUGCUCAACCUGGAAAAAUUGAUGUGAAUUUUUUUUUAUCUCUCAUCAAAAGAAAAUAUUACUCUAAAAAUGCCAACCCUGAAUCUUAAAAUUUUUAUUCCCGAUAAAAAUGCGACUAAAACCUAUCCGUUAGAUCAAUCUCUUCACGUUUAUCAGAUCUGCGACCACGUUAGGGAGAAAGAAAAUUUGAAGGAUCAUCAAGCUCAAGACUGGGGAAUCUUCUUAUCGGAUGAGGAUCCUAAGAAAGGAAUAUGGUUGGAAGAGGCGCGUUCAUUAGAAUACUAUCUACUCAGGGAUGGAGAUCAACUAGAAUACAAGAAAAAAAUACGACCUUUAAAGGUGAAAAUGAUGGACGAGAGUAUCAAAACGGUAUUGGUGGAUGAUAGUCAGGCAGUAUCCCAGCUAAUGGUCGUGAUUUGUGGCAGAAUUGGAAUCGCGAAUUAUGAAGAGUAUUCUCUCGUCCGCGAACCACUCGCAUCAGAAACCUCGGCCUACCACACAGGCACCUUGUCACGCGGAAGUGGAACCAAAGAACCCUUGUACAAUACAUUGCGAGGGCGCGUAAGUGGAGACGGCACGUUGAAUAGACCCGUUAAAGAUGGCGCUAAAGAUUCGAUGAGUAAAGACGAGCGCAAGAUGGAAUCCCUGAGAAGAAAGCUCCACACGGAUGAUGAGAUAAAUUGGGUAGAUAAUUGCAAAACCCUGCGCGAACAGGGUAUAGAAGAAUUCGAGAUUUUGCUACUCAGGCGCAAGUUUUUCUAUUCCGAUCAAAAUAUCGAUUCUCACGAUCCCGUGCAACUCAAUUUGCUCUACGUGCAGUGUCGAGACGCGAUAAUAAACGGGACUCAUCCUGUGACGCUUGAGCAAGCUUGUAAAUUUGCCGGAAUUCAGUGCCAAAUUCUUUAUGGGGAUCAUAAUCCUCUAAAACACAAAUCUGGAUUUUUGGAUCUUCAAGAGUUGAUAGUGAAAGAUUUUCGGAAGAUGAAAGGACUAGAGAAAAAGAUCUACGAGGAACAUAAAACCUUCUGCGGUUCUAACGAGAUCGACAGCAAAGUCAGUUACGUCAAAUUAGCGAGGGCACUUAAAACCUACGGAGUCACCUUUUUCUUGGUUAAGGAAAAAAUGAAGGGGAAAAAUAGGCUUAGACCUCGUUUACUUGGUAUUACGAAGGAUAGCGUUCUUAAAUUAGACGAGCAAACGAAAGAGAUGGUUCAAACAUGGCCACUCACCCGAGUGAAGCGUUGGGGUGCUACUCCUCAUUCAUUCACAUUAGAUUUUGGCGAUUACCAGGAUGGGUAUUACAGCGUUCAGACGGCUGAUGGCGAAAAAAUUAGCUCUCUCAUCGCAGGCUACAUUGACAUCAUCAUGAAGAAUAGGGGCAAUAAGAAGGGAGGAGGCUCUAAUAAAAAUGGAACAGCCCUGGAAAGUUGUGAAGUGGGCUAUAAUAUCCCAUAUCGAUACGACGGGGAUGAAUGGGCCAAUAUGCAAGAAUCCCUCACAAGGGGAGACGAAGAAUCAACCCUCAUAGAAGAAAUAGUGAGUCCUCACAGAGCCACAUAUAUCAAAUUCCCAUCUUCCUCCCCACUCACCGGCAAGUUAAAUUCAUCUACGAAAACGGCCCCUAGCGGCUCAACCUACAUCGACAAUGUACCUGGGCCGUAUAUUGGGAGUCGAUCUGGACGGGUUGUAUUCAACGGACCUGCUCACCCUACAGGUCGCACCCGAUUUCUAGCAGACCCGGCUCAUAAAGAGUGCCUCGAGAGAGGUAUUCUCAGGAUCGGAACCGCAUUAGAUAAGUUAAACAACCGCGAUAAUAGGGAUACAAAUGGCAAGAAAAAUCAGGGUGGCGAUAUGAAUGAAUUCAAGAUCGAAGGUGAACGUCGCCGACGAGUGAGAUUUGUCGAAGAUAAGAUAGCCCGGAUUACGGCCGGUUCUGCUCGAAUAAUGUCUCUAGUGGCGCUCCCAAGUUCUGAUACCCACGAAAUGGGAGUAGAGGGGGCUGGUCAGGAAGAAGAUUUUGCCCUUUCCCUUAGAGUGGCCGUGACAGACGUGGCUGAUAGUCUGGAAGGAUUGCUCAAAGAGAUUAACGUUAUCGAAUCUGAAACUAACGGAAUGGAUGAUGAAAAUAGAACCACGCUAUUAAACGCCGUAAAAGAAUUGGCAUUGGCUACUACAGGUUUGUUAGAAUGCCUUAGAAGCGACAACGACCUCUUAGCCAAUCAAGAAAACAAUUCGGACCAGCAUGAAAUGAACGAAAAUGGAGAGCACUCGGAUCCCGUGAGACUUCGAAUAGCCCUUAUAGCAUCACACUUGAAUCGCGUUGGUGAAUGCGGGGCACUCGUUCUUACAGCCCUAGGUGAUGAGCCCAAUAUGCACGAUGCCAGUUUGAAUCAGUCCAAUGAAAAUGGAAUCAGGGAACUGAUGGGUUGUGCUAAAGGAGUCGCGAAUGCUGCGGCACACUUAGUCCUUAGGGCCAAACAUAUAGCUAAUGAAGUAGGGUCAGAGGGGGAAACCAGAGAGAGGAUCGUCGGUGCCGCCACCCACUGCGCUCUCAAAACUUCCCAGCUCAUAACUUGUGUCAAAGUAAUGGCUCCUACCAUCCACAACGAAGUUUGCAAGACUCAAACUAUUCAAUCAGCUCAAGCGGUCACUCAAUCUGUCAAUCAUGUAUUGAUGAUAGCCCAGGAAUCGACAGAUAAUCAGAAACUACUGACGGACUUGAAUCAGGCAGCAUCUCAAGUCUUGUGUGCGUUGGAUCGCUUGAUCGAAAACGUCACUAAAGGUUUUGAGCCAGAGAGGGACGCGCGUAACACUAGCCCUCCCGAUAUCUCUGAUCUCAUGCUCGAACGCAAAGAAAUUCAAGCCUUCUCAAAUAUCCGGUCCGCGACCGAGAUUCUUUUGAAUUCGUUAAGUAAACAAAACACGGCAAACCGAACCGGGACAGACGAAGAUAACGCUAUCAACACUAAUCUCAUGAUCCAGCAGGCUAGGAUAGUGGCACAAGCUACUGCAGACCUUGUUUCGGCUAUAAAACUCGAAGCCCACAAAUUUGAUCAAGGGUCUCCUAGCGGGAAUGCCGAAGACGAAACGGAAAACAACAAGAGGAAAAAAUCCCUUUUUGAUUCGGCCAAACGCCUCGCCGAAGCUACCACCAAAUUGGUCGAAUGCGCCAAAUUUUUUUCCUCCAGCGAUCAAAAAAACGAUAUUUCGAAGGAAAUUCAAGCCGAAAAAUUUGCAGAAGCUGCCGUAAACCUUCGCUACGCUACCAAGAACGCCCUCGAUACCAUUUCCUCGAAUAGAAUCAUCAAAGAAUUUAGGAGCGCAGCUCGAAAGUCUAUUUCCUCGGCUAACGACGUAUUAAACGUGACAAAACAUUUGAUAGCUAGUGACAGUCUAGAUCUGGCUAAUAAUGUCGAUGCCAACAAAAAUUUGUAUGCCUACGAUUUUAUAUCUCAUUGCAAAUUGGUGGGAGACCGUCUUACCGAUCUAAUAAGGAGCGUAGAAGUUUGCGAUGUUUCUCACAACGGUAAACAUCCCGAGAAAAGUUGCUCACCGGACAGUAAUAAAUUUUCGCGCGUAAUUCAGACAUGCGAUGAAUGCCUAAUUCCAGCUCAGCAACUCCUUCAUCAAACCGAUAGAGUGGAAGAUAGCGGUUCUAUCCCGGGUCGAGUCAAUUAUUUUGUUAGAGAUUUAACAAAAUCAUUAUCUAGACUCAAGACUUGCUCCCAUAAAUGUUCCAGUCUCUCUGCAGAACUGACCGAUUGCCUUCUCUCGAAACUGAACAAUCCCCAAUCUCCCGAAAAUUCACGCCUAAUAUCGUUAGCCCGUUUAUUUGAUAUUAAUCUGGAUAAAUCACCUAAAAAUGGCGCCGUCGUAGAAAUCAUAAAUAGAAAACAAUUGGAGCAGGCGUCACGUGCAAUAGUAGAGGCUUCUUCCGUUAUCCGAUCCCAUUACGACAAAUGUAGAGAUGGUCGCAUGACUCCCGACCAACAGCAAAUUUUGACUGCCGCUACCAUAAUAGCCAAACAUACCUCAUCUUUAUGCAAUUGCUGCCGCGUAGCAUCAUCCAAAACAAUGGAUCCUCAGCAUAAGCGAUUCUUUGUAGAAUCCGCUAAGAAUGUUGCAAAUUCCACCAGGGAUAUGGUCACCAGAAUCAAAGGACUUCAAGCUGGGACCAGUCAGCGCUCAUCCGGAGUCGAGGAUAUAUUUUCUGUCAUAACCUCCCUGAACGAAUCCGUCGAUAACUUGAUCCGAUUUGCGGCCCGUAUUAAUUGUAGUCCCGGACCGGAUGGAGGAUACCGACCAGAAAGUGAAUCAGGUUUUCCGGAUCCUAGCUCAUUUGCUCUAACUUACGAAACGGGCAAAGCAUGUCAAGAGCCAUUUUUGGAAGCUUGCAGAAGCGUUUGCGAUGCCCCUGUCAAUUAUUUAGCCGCGAGGGAUCUGGGAAAUAGUAACAACGAUAUUCAUCAUUCGAUUUCGUCGCAUGAGGCCACAUUUAACGACUCAGCUAAAUACACCUCCAAUCUUGCCACUGAAAUGGCACCAGGUAUCAAAGGUUGCAAAAAGUUUAUUCAUUCAUUAGAUGCCGUCCUCAGUGAAUUGGAAGACGGUACCAUCAAGGACGGGUCCACUUUGUCCCAGCCUCUGUUACCAAACAAUCCUCAAGGAAUGAACCAAAAUUUGAAUGAAUGCUUGGAAAGAUUAGUGAAUCAUUUGGAUCACACCGUUCAAAAUGCCCAAAACUGCAAAUUCGAACUCAUCGAAUAUCAGCUACAUCUAACAACUUUGGAUAUUCGGCACCUAGCUAAAAUUUGUCAAUCACUCGAUAGUUCAGGCAGGCCUCUUUACCUUACUCGAACUUUGAAAGCAGUUAUAACGGGGCAAUUAAAACCGUUUGCUUUUUCGUUGCUAGCCUAUAGCUAUUCUUCCGCCAAACCCGAUCGGAGCACUUUUUUAAAUAGACUAAAUCGUAAUUACGUUAUGAUCAAAAAUCGAUUGGCUACUAGUUUUAACGAUGAUAGAACAGGGGGAGAUGAAAAUGCGGAUGACAUAUCUUUAGGUCUGAGGAAAAUCCUCGAAGACGUGGACUCUGACAAUUAUCCUAACAAUUUCAAGGAAAAUGGCGCCCUUGCUCGUGAUAUUUUCUUGAAACAUAGGGACACCAUAAUUCAAACAGCCCGUAAAUUGGUUGAAGACUCUAAGAUGCUUGUUAGUAGUUGUACCACGACAUCUCAAAAUAGUUCUCCGAGAAUGGGAAUCAAUAAUUUAGAUCCAAAUUCCUCCAUCCGCGAUUCUAACGCUGAUACUACUUGGCAAUUGGAAGAUCAUUUGGGGGCUUCGGCCUCUUCAGCUGUUAGAACAUUAGCACAAUUAAGUCAAAGGAUAAAGAUGGUGGCUCACGAAUUGUACAGCACCGAAGAGGACGGGAUAAAUCCUGUAACAGAACGGGGAAAGAUUAACCGGGAAAUUCAAUCCCUACUGAUAAACUCUAUCAAAGAUAUCGCCACAUCCUUGGGGGAUUUGAUUCAGGCUUCCAAGCAAGCCACUAACAAACACAUAUCCGACCCGGCUAUGAUUUAUCUCAAACAAUCGGCUAAGGUAAUGGUGAGUAAUGUAACGGGUCUAUUGAAGACUUUAAAAAAUAUCGAAGACUCUACUCUUAGAGAAGUAUCCGCACUGGAAAACACCAUCGAGUCUAUUGGCCAAGAAUUGAGGCUUUUCGAAUGUUAUCACGACCCUGUCAUGCCAAUCUCACCAGAGAUCCUUAUAGAUUCCUGCAAUAAGAUGGCAGCUGAUCUUAGAAUCAUCACAUCCGGUUUCCGGAACGGAGAGGAUAGCGUUUCCGAUUGCUGCGAAAUCAGCCGGAGAAACAUAGCCGAUUUCCUGAGGGCGUGCAAGGGUGUGGCUUGCCAUUAUAUGUCAGAACACUCUGAGAGUAAAACAAAGCUUCUGGAUUUCGGCAAAGAAAUAGGACUCAAAUACAAGCAUUUUUUACAAAUUUCCCUCCAGAUAUUGAUGCAAAACGCCGAUUUUCAUCAUCGUGGAUUUGACGGAUCGCCACCUUGUUCUACGUCCCAGCUCGAUUUAGCGGAAGAAGACCUAGCAGAUGCUUUAGAUCGAAUCUCGAGAUUUCUGCGUUUCGUUCUUCCACGGGGGGUAUAUUCUCCUGAUACGACUGAAAGGGAAUUAUUACGUGCAGCGGUUUCUAUAGAAACUGCCGCUAGGGAAAUCGCCCCGCUCCCUUCUUCCGCUUCCAUCGUUUCCCCCAUUUGCAACAAUAAUGGCUAUUACGAGGACCUGGACACAUUAGAAUAUAAGUUAUCGGAUCAGGAUGAUCUUAAUAAACGACCUUUCGAUGAACGGAUAGUAAGUGCCGCGCAAGCUAUCGCCAACGCCGCAGCUUCUCUUAUCAGAGCCUCCUGCGCGGCUCAAAAGGAACUCGUCAGACUGGGUAAGCUAAGUCCAAAUACUUUACCGCCAUCUACAAAUGCUUUCUACGUCGUGCAUGCCAAUGAUAAAGAUACUGGAGGUGGAGAAGGCCAAUGGUCUUAUGGAUUGAUAUCCGCCGCUAAAUUAGUGGUAGCGGCAACUCAUAGCCUGUGUCAAGCGGCUGAUGUCUUGGUCAAGAACCCUUCUAAUACCGACUUCAAUCUAAAUGCGGAAGGUAUGGAGAGACUCAUAACUUCUGCAAAGCAGGUGGCCAGUGGAACGGCUCAACUGCUCUUGGCUUGCAGAGUCAAGGCUGGAAUUUAUAAUCCCGUGACGGAAAGAUUGGAUAAAGCCGGAAAUGCUAUCAAGCGUGCCACCGAAAGGCUCAUCCAAUGUGCCGCCGAUAUUAUGAUUAGUACUUCAAACAGUUCUUUCGAUUUAAAUACUGGCAGUUUUUACGAAGAAGGCGACAGCAGGAUAAGAUAUUUAUCGCUGGACAAAAGGAUGGUAGGAUCACUAGCACAGGAGAUGGAAGCUCAACAAGAAAUCUUGAGAAAGGAGAGGGAACUUGAGGAAGCCCGAAUUAAACUAGGAAUCAUUAGGAAGGCCAAGUACAAAGACAAAAACCCCACCUUUACUCCCGAACCCGACAUAUACGAAAUCUCUAACAAUAAUAACGUCGACAACAAUUUUCAGGCCAACACUGAUUAUUCGUUCACUUCUGAUUUUUAACAAUUUUUAUAUUUUAUCCUUAUAACAUUAUUAGAUGAUGUUCUAUUAUUUUAUUACAACGGUAAAGUUGAUAUGCCUCUUUUUAAAAAAUUGUUUUAAUAUUACAAGUAUUUUUUAAACAACAUGGUUCCUCAUAUUUCUUUUAAAAUUUUUUUAUAUAAAUAAUGAUUGUUUAUAUUUCGUAAUUUUUUAUAAAAAUCGUAUUUAAAAUUUAGGAAGCAGGUAAAGGUAAUUAGGUUAGAUAGAUUACCGAUUUAAAACAAUUAAAAUUAUUUAUAAUUUAUUUAUUUUUUGAAGAUGGUUAUUAAAAUAAUUAAUCUUUUAAUUUAUUUAUAAUUUUAUUUUUAAAUAUAUUAUCCUCCUGAAUCAUGAAGAAUUUUUGUAUUCAUUUUAAUAUUUUGUAAAUUAUAAUUAUUAUAUAAAACUUAUUAUUUUA
Messenger RNA from Gordionus sp. m RMFG-2023, 7713 nucleotides. RefSeq names its product talin-2-like. Lineage: Eukaryota; Metazoa; Nematomorpha; Gordioida; Chordodea; Parachordodidae. Gene Ontology annotation, biological process: cell-cell adhesion. The transcript is spliced from 41 exons. Gene Ontology annotation, cellular component: plasma membrane; cytoskeleton; focal adhesion. The record is from RefSeq and is a predicted model, not a curated record. Bases 186 to 7277 code for a protein of 2363 amino acids. Gene Ontology annotation, molecular function: integrin binding; actin binding.